This is a messenger RNA of Linderina pennispora, 1820 nucleotides long. RefSeq lists its product as uncharacterized. Lineage: Eukaryota; Fungi; Kickxellomycota; Kickxellomycetes; Kickxellales; Kickxellaceae. The coding region runs from base 429 to 1463 and encodes 344 amino acids. The record is from RefSeq and is a predicted model, not a curated record. The transcript has a single exon.
CAUAGAGCGGAUUGUUUUCGUCUAGUCUAUUCCCUGGCGUUUUCUUCUUUGGGCAUGUAUUCAUUAACUCGCGCUUAGAUUUAACCUCAACCCCUUAUCUUGUACUUGCCAGUACCCUACAUAUUCUCUUUCCCUAUCUCUACUCGUUUUUCUUUUGUUCUUGUGAACCGUGUCACUGGUUCCUUUGGGAAGCCCCCCUUCUCCCUGGCAAACAUAUGGUUUCAAUGGCGACAGACGGUCAUGUACAUUUCCCUCGGCGGCCGUCAACAGCGCAGGGCAGCCAGACUAUGCGGUCUCUGCACCUAAGCCGGACAUCAACAGACUCGCGGCCUACGACAGCACAGUCGAUGCGGUCACCGACAGGAGAUGGAUUUGCAAACCAUCGGGCACUCACACUGGGCCUGACAAAAGCCGAGGCGCGGCCGCCCAUGCCGUGGUUUGCCAAGAAGGAAGAGCCCGUAUCGCCGCUGGCUGCACACUCGCCUGGUGCUGCCACACAACGGCUACGGCUGCCGAAGCGGCGAGCGGGAUCAACAGCGCGCAGCAACUCGGCGGCUACAGUCAUUGAUAUAGACAACAUAGGCGGGCCAAUGUCUGUGCCCUCUGGGCUGCCAGAGGUGCCGUACACAGAGGCAGACAACGACUCAGUCACAAGCUAUCCGGCUACCUUGACAGAUGCUGGCUUUCCUGCAGAUACAUCAACAAAACCGGUCCGUGGCACGCGCAGCAUGAGUGCUGUGCGGAACAGCAUUGCGCUGAGUGCAUCAUCUCGCGCCAGUCUGACACAUCGGCUCAGUGCCAGCGGCUACAUGACGUAUACUCCUAGCAGCUCUGUUACGCCGACGCUGCCGGUAUAUGCGCGGCCACCAGCGUACAGCUCUGAGCUGCCGCGACUGUCUGGUGAGACCCCAUCCAACAGCGUUGAGCUGACGAUCCGCCUCAGCGUCGAUGCCAGCCGUGCGCUCAGCUACCAGCGGCUGCUCGAAGGUGACACGGUACUGGCAGACCUGGUGUUGCUCGAGGACGAGUUCCAGCGCACCGUGACACCCGCGCGCGCAGGGUUCGGGCGCAAGCUGAUUGGCCUGUACUUUGCUGCGACGUGGAGUGCCGAGUGCGACGAGUUCUCGCCAAAGCUAGCCGGAGUGUCGUCAGCACACUCGUACGACCUUGUUGUGGUCCAUGUGUCGGCCGACAACCAUCCCGCGGAUAUGGCGCGGCUGAUGGGCAGCACCGGCUGGCUGGGAGUGCCGUGGAGCGAGCGCGGAGUGCGCGAGGAUCUGAUGGAGCGGCUAGGCGUCAGUGUCAGCGACCUGCCGGUCCUGGUGGUGCUCGAUGGAAUGACGCACCGGGUGAUCACCACGCGCGGAAGGCAAGACGUGGAGGCGAGCCCGCUGACAUGCGUGGCCGAGUGGAUGGAGAGCCGCAGCGGACUAUCGUGGUGGAAGAGAGCAACGCCAUGGUAAGUUGGUCAUGGUGAAACCUUGGCACCCAUUUUGGUGCUAUGCUCUGUCUCUUGUCCAUGAAGGGUUUGCUGCUGGCCUUUUUUUUUUGAUACGCGCUCUUUUCACUUUUGUCUAUAUCCUCCCUCCCUCUACACAUUGCGAUCUCGACUUGGGUAGUCAGCACGACUUGUCUUGUCGGUUCUGAUUCAUACACCACACAUGCAUCUCGUCUCUUGCACCUACACGUAGAGAAGAAUCAGACGCCCCGAGACUAGAACCGCAACCCCAAUUAUAAUGUUUAUUUUUAUAUCGUCUCUUGAAUACAAAGCUAAAACCGGUGCUGCUACUCUUGGCAAAUGUAGGGUCGCGCGAUUCAUC